Dufourea novaeangliae is the source of this 1188-nucleotide messenger RNA. Its product is annotated as odorant receptor 22c-like. NCBI's taxonomy places the organism in Eukaryota, Metazoa, Arthropoda, Insecta, Hymenoptera, Halictidae. Gene Ontology annotation, cellular component: plasma membrane. Gene Ontology annotation, biological process: sensory perception of smell; detection of chemical stimulus involved in sensory perception of smell. Gene Ontology annotation, molecular function: olfactory receptor activity; odorant binding. The coding region runs from base 1 to 1188 and encodes 395 amino acids. The record is from RefSeq and is a predicted model, not a curated record. The transcript has 4 exons.
AUGGAAGAGAGACUCGUGUUUUCGGAGAGGGUGCUACGAUUGUUGGGCGUUUGGCCAUUGUGCGGUAACGAUAUCAUGAGAACGUCCCUUGGCCGAUGGUGUUUCGCCAUGUUGACGCAAAUCAGUACUAUCUGCAGUCUGUCCAUGGAGGUGUAUCGGCAUUGUCUCGACAUGGACGACACGAUGGACGCUUUUGUGAUGGACCUCUCCUCCGUCAUUUGCCUGUCGAAGGUACUGAUACUGCGAUACAAUUGGAAGCAUACCUAUUCUCUGGUGAACACGAUCGCGGAAGACUGGUCCACCGUCGAGGAUUCCCGUCAUCGACGGAUAAUGGCCGAGUACCGUGAGAAAGGACGAUUCGUUUCCUCGACGAUGCUGUACUUGGGCUACGCCUCCGGACUAUCCUUCGUUGUCAAGGCUUUGCCGAUCCACGAUCUCCUGCCAUUUCAGAUGUUGGAAAAUUCGGAAAACUCGACAGGCCGAGUCGGCCAGUCCCCGAAGAAAAACUAUUUCAUGGCUACCUACUGCGUGUUCGGGCCUCAGCCCUUCACUCGACGGGCUUUCGUGCUGGUCGUGCAAGCGGUGUGCAUAUUCGUGAACGCGAUCGGCCAUUGCGGGAACGACGGUUUCUUCUUCAGCUUGACGAUGCAUCUGUGCGGUCAGUUCGAGGUGCUCAAGAUGAACCUCGGUGAAAUCGAGAUCGGGAAGGCCGGUCAUCGCAGGAGAAUGGGCAUGCUCGUGAAACGGCACUGUCGGCUGAUCUUGCUCGCGGACGAUCUCGAGAAGAGCUUUAACAUGGUCAUGCUGGUGCAGCUGCUGAUGAGCCUGUUGCUGCUUUGCGUCGAAGAUUUCAUGGUGCUGGUCUACCUGAACUCGAUGGACAACGUGGCCGUUCUGAAAUGCCUGGUGAUCAUCGUCACGUUGCUCACCCAGUUGUACGUUUACACGUACGCCGGCCACGUUCUGGAGUCCCGAACCGAGGAGAUCUCGUACGCUGCCUACGAUUCGCCCUGGUACCGUUCACGUGGACACGCAGCGAGGGAUCUAGCGUUGAUAAUCAACCGUGGAAACUCACCGUAUCGUAUCACAGCCGGGAGAUUCGUGUCGAUGAAUCUGGUCACGUUCAAGGAAAUAUUAAAAGCGUCCGUCUCCUAUAUGUCCGUUCUAAAAGUGAUGAUGGACACGUGA